AUGUGUCGUGCCGGACCGCACUCGACAGCAGCACCCGGGCGGUCUGUUCCGCCGAGCGACUGCGGCCCAUUCCGCGCCUGCCUUCACGCCCCCUCGGCUCUUCCUCUCCUCCCCCGCAGCCCGCGUCGGGAAGCAGAGCGAGUGGGAGGGAAAAAAGAGGGGGGGAAAAAAGAAAAGAAGAGAGGGUGUGUGGGCGACAGCAGCCCAGCAGCAGGGAAAGCACGCCGCGGCCCGCACAGGGGUCGUGUGCGGCAUCACCCGGCGCAAGUAAAGAGCGGACACACACGCAAUGAAUUAUUCCUCAUAACCACACGCAUGACUUACAAAAACAACGAAGCAACGCGGGAGCGAACAAAACGUCGUAAACUUCAACGGACCAAAGAUUUAAAAACAAAGAAGAAAAAAAAUUAA
Trypanosoma conorhini is the source of this 411-nucleotide messenger RNA. RefSeq lists its product as uncharacterized. NCBI's taxonomy places the organism in Eukaryota, Euglenozoa, Kinetoplastea, Trypanosomatida, Trypanosomatidae. The transcript has a single exon. The record is from RefSeq and is a predicted model, not a curated record. The coding region runs from base 1 to 411 and encodes 136 amino acids.